CUACUUUAUAGCAGGCGUGCUACUGGCUGUAUCAUUUUGUAAUUUCCACGUAUCUCGUCGCUUAUCUUCCCAUUUCAACCAGACUUUAUUCAAGUCAAUCUCCCCGGGUAUCGGCCGUCAGGAUUCUGCCUACAGCGCGGAGGCUUCAGCAAUCAGCCUGUUUACGAUUAUGAUUGCCAUGAGCCCCGUCCUCCCCAUGAUUCUCCGGCUCCCCAAGUCAUCGGCCAAAUUUCCGCCCCAAAUGAUUCCUGCAGGUUCCCCGACCCAACAGCACUGAAGGACAUUGGCAGACACACAGUGUCCACCAUCAGAGGAACUUCUGUCCUUCUCAUUACAGUCACUCAUAUUCGCGUCCAACUCACAGCUCAUCCAAUGGCCAUCUAACGGCUGGCCGUUGGCUUCAUAGUGGUGACGACUAACACCGCGCUGUAGGGAGACUCGUCGGCCAGGUAAAGCUCCUGCGGAAAUCCCAACGAGCAAUACCAUUGGCGCAUAUUCAAUCCCCAU
This is a messenger RNA of Trichoderma asperellum CBS 433.97, 507 nucleotides long. Lineage: Eukaryota; Fungi; Ascomycota; Sordariomycetes; Hypocreales; Hypocreaceae. The record is from the annotation of a RefSeq genome assembly.